AUGUCACACAUCGGACGUUGGUUCCGAGCGAAAAAGUCCCUCUACAGAAGACGCGUCUAUUACGAAGACGUUUAUGGCCGCAAGAACCCCGAAGAAGAUCGAGAAGGAGUCCACAUCCUUGAUACAGACAGUGAAUCUGAAGCAGAAAUCACAAGCCCGAAGCGUCGAGUCCGCGACAAAACCAGAACUACGCUCUCCAACGACAACAAUCAAGCCAUGGAGAGUAUUGGCGAGCGUAAAGGCAUAAACCCCACCAUCAACGAAGUCAUUACGAUCGAGGACGACGACGAUAGUGACGUGGAUGAGCUAUUCAUUGCCGACCUCCAGAGACACGCAGCCGAGAAUGACGAUAAUCAGCAUAUCAUUGGAAACAAUGAUCAAGACGAGGUUGACGCAGAUUUCCUAGCAGAGGUCAAGAAAUACGCUUCUGAGCCUUCGGGUACCAGUGACGCGCCGAGCGAUAGCAUUCUGGCUCAGAUUGAUCAAAGAGCUCAAGAAUUUGCCGACCAGAGCCCUCUACGCCCAAAGAACCCAGAGCCUGUUGAUCGCGUAGACAUCCAAACAAUGGAGAACUCUAGCGAAGCAGUGCUUGAGCAACCGGCGGAAGAGUCGGCAAUCGUGCUGAGCGACUCGGUAAACGCUAGAGCUCGUGACGACACGACUGUGAGCGGUAUCACCAGACGGCCUGUUGAGCGAAUUCCGAGAGCGCACUCCUGGGAUUCCAGUCAAGGCUCUUAUUAUGCCUAUCCGGAAGUGGAAGCCGCUGAUGUACACACAAGCGCCGGUCAAGACCAAGAAAGAGAUUCAAAGGUUAUUGAUCAAGCACCAGCCGAAUUGCAUUACGACGUCGAAAGCCAAAAUCACGAAGUGAUCGAGCUUGAGAAUUACGAGAGUCAUAACAAGGCCGACGUCCAGAAGGCACAGCCUGUCGCCAAAGACCAAGACCCGCCUAACACUCAGCAGAGCGGAGGCUUGAAUAAUGGUAGAGAGCGAAAUGGAUUCUCCACGCCUCUAGAAGUUACCAAGAUUCUUAGCCCUAAGAAGGGCAAACGUUUUGGCCUCUUCAGCGCCAGGUUGAGUGCCGACAUCGAGCCAAUUGCGAAGUCGGUUUACACUGAGCCGCCGCAGAGGCUUCGUAACCUUGUGAAUAAGAGGCGCAGAGAGCACGAACAGAAGCAGGAACCAGAAAAGAGAACCAGAUACAACCUACGCCCACAUGGACAGCCAGCGAGAAACCACAACGGCGGUCCUAUUCUCGCAAAACGAUAUGUGGAAGCCGAUGAGUUGGAUGCCGAUAUCAACAUUAGGGUCGAGGAGCCACGAGAUGGCCAAAGACGCACCAGAUCCAUGACAACCCAUAAGGAAGCGAGGAAGCCAAUCCCACGCUCCAAGGCAGCUAGAAAGACGGCAUGGUCGGCGAUGGGUAUUACUCCUAGAGAUCGGCCUCAUGGAGCGAGAUUGAGUCGCCAGAUCGUUCAGGUGGCCAUCCCGAAAAUUGACAGGUCUGACUGGGAGCUCAUGGCUGUGCGAACACAGUCAACAGCUGUCAAUGGAAUUCAGGCCAGCCUGGGAGGAGAAGAUGGAGUGGCGCCAGCACUUGCCAACAAUGGUUGGAAACGUAUCAGCGAGGCCAGAAACAAGAAACAAUCUUGGGAUGCGAGAGUCGAGAUUCCAAGCAGCAGAAAGCGAGUUCUUGACGUUGUUCUGAUUGAUUGA
Messenger RNA from Aureobasidium namibiae CBS 147.97, 1716 nucleotides. RefSeq lists its product as uncharacterized. The record is from RefSeq and is a predicted model, not a curated record. Lineage: Eukaryota; Fungi; Ascomycota; Dothideomycetes; Dothideales; Saccotheciaceae. Bases 1 to 1716 code for a protein of 571 amino acids. The transcript has 4 exons.